CCAAGUUCCACCACCAUUGUUUGCACUAGCUUCGACCCUGCUUUCUAUGCGCAGUACACAAGCACAGGUAGGAGACAGCCAGGUUUUGUAACAAAGGAAAAUGAAGGCCUUUGCUGCUAAGGUCGAGGAAGGAAGGGAAGGUAAAAAUGGCAUGCCAUCUGUUGGUCCAGUAUACCGUAACCUCCUCUCCAAAAAUGAAUUUCCUCCAAUGGAUCCUGAUUUCAGCACCGCUUGGGAUAUUUUCAGUGUGUCGGUCAAAAAUCAUCCUCGAAACCGGAUGCUGGGAUGGCGUAAAAUUGUUGAUGGAAAGAUAGGACCAUAUGUUUGGAAAACAUAUAAGGAAGUUUAUGAUGAAGUUCUACAUGUUGGUUCUGCUUUACGAGCAUCUGGUGCUGAACCGGGCUCUCGAAUUGGAGUUUAUGGAGCUAAUUGCCCUCAAUGGAUUGUGGCAAUGGAGGCUUGUUCGGCGCACAGCUUUGUUUGUGUCCCUCUCUAUGACACCCUCGGGCCUGGUGCUGUAAAUUAUAUCAUAGAUCAUGCAGAGGUAGAUUUUGUUUUCGUACAAGAUAAGAAGGUCAAAGAGGUUUUGAAUCCUGAUUGUAAAUCCUCUAAGAGACUGAAAGCCAUCGUGUGCUUCACUUCAUUAACAGAGAAAGAGAGAGAUAAGGCCUCCACGAUUGGAAUUAAGCCAUAUUCGUGGGAAGAGUUCUUGCAAAUGGGAAAAGAAUACCCAUCAAGUAUUUUUCCACCUCAGUCUCAUGAUAUCUGCACUAUAAUGUACACAAGUGGGACAAGUGGAGACCCAAAAGGUGUUGUUUUAUCCCAUGAAAACUUAGUAGCUUUAGUAAGAGGACUUGAUCUUUUCUUGGAUCAAUUUGAAGACAAGAUGACUGUGGAAGAUGUGUAUCUAUCCUUCCUCCCCUUAGCUCAUAUCCUUGAUCGCACAAUUGAGGAGUAUUUUUUCCGUAAUGGUGCAUCUGUAGGCUACUAUCAUGGGGAUCUGAAUGCUUUGAGGGACGAUUUAAUGGAGUUAAAGCCGACACUAUUUGCUGGGGUCCCACGGGUUUUUGAAAAAGUUUAUGAAGGUAUAAAGAAAGCAGUGGAAGAACUCAAUCCAGUGAGGAGAACAGUUUUUGGCAUGCUCUACAACUAUAAACUUGGUUGGAUGAAUAAAGGAUAUAAACAGAGAAAUGCAUCACGUUUAGCAGAUCUAUUAGCCUUCAGAAAGGUCAAAGCUAGGCUAGGUGGGCGUGUUCGACUCAUAAUAUCUGGAGGUGCAGCCUUGAGCCCUGAGAUUGAGGAAUUCUUGCGUGUCACAUGUUGUGCCUUUGUAUGCCAAGGCUAUGGUUUGACUGAAACAUGUGGACCAACUACUGUUUGCUUUCCUGAUGAAAUGUGCAUGCUCGGUGCUGCUGGCGCUGUAUCUGUAUAUAAUGAAGUGCGGUUGGAGGAGGUUCCAGAGAUGGGUUACAAUCCUCUUGGAACUCCUCCGUGUGGUGAGAUAUGUGUUAAAGGGAAAACUGUUUUUACUGGGUACCACAAAAAUCCUGAGUUAACAAAGGAGAGCAUUACAGAUGGAUGGUUUCACACAGGGGACAUAGGAGAAAUGCUUCCUAAUGGGGUUCUUAAGAUUAUUGACAGGAAGAAGAAUCUUAUUAAACUUUCUCAAGGAGAGUAUAUAGCUCUUGAGCAUCUGGAAAAUGUUUAUGGAAUCACUCCAAUAGUUGAAGAUAUCUGGGUCUAUGGGAAUAGCUUCAAGUCAGUGCUGGUUGCAGUAGUAGUUCCAAAUGAGGAAAUUACCAAUAAGUGGGCAUAUUCAAAUGGUCACAUAGCUUCUUUCUCCAAACUCUGUUCUCUUGACCAAUUGAAGAAAUAUGUUCUAUCUGAGCUCAAGUCAACUGCUGAGAGAAACAAGCUGAGGGGCUUUGAAAAUAUCAAAGGGGUCAUAUUAGACCCGCAUCCAUUUGACAUGGAAAGAGACUUGGUGACUGCAACACUGAAGAAGAAAAGAAACCACAUGCUCAAGUAUUAUCAGGUGGAAAUAGAUGAACUAUACCGAAGUUUGACCGGAGAUAAGCAUAAAGCUUGAGAUUUCUAGACACGGAUAAGCCUGUUUAAUAGUCCUCUGUAACAGUUAUUCCCGUUCCUAAAUUCCCAGCUAUAAACUUCUAGUAGCCAGUACUAUUUAUAGUAUGUUGUAUGAUGUAUUAUGCAGCACCCAGCAGGUGCUGAACUAUUGUACCUAUUUGUCAAAUUGUAUACGAGAACAGUUCAUUUCGCAUAGAGAAAGAAACUAAAUUUGUUGUCAAUCCUCAUUUGAAUGACUGUUGCUU
Messenger RNA from Gastrolobium bilobum, 2333 nucleotides. RefSeq names its product long chain acyl-CoA synthetase 1-like. Gene Ontology annotation, molecular function: long-chain fatty acid-CoA ligase activity. Gene Ontology annotation, cellular component: endoplasmic reticulum; membrane. Bases 101 to 2089 code for a protein of 662 amino acids. The record is from RefSeq and is a predicted model, not a curated record. Lineage: Eukaryota; Viridiplantae; Streptophyta; Magnoliopsida; Fabales; Fabaceae. Gene Ontology annotation, biological process: wax biosynthetic process; cutin biosynthetic process; fatty acid metabolic process. The transcript is spliced from 20 exons.